This is a messenger RNA of Labrus bergylta (ballan wrasse), 1581 nucleotides long. RefSeq names its product CDC28 protein kinase regulatory subunit 1B (gene cks1b). Gene Ontology annotation, cellular component: cyclin-dependent protein kinase holoenzyme complex; SCF ubiquitin ligase complex. Gene Ontology annotation, molecular function: cyclin-dependent protein serine/threonine kinase activator activity; histone binding; protein kinase binding. Lineage: Eukaryota; Metazoa; Chordata; Actinopteri; Labriformes; Labridae. The record is from RefSeq and is a predicted model, not a curated record. Gene Ontology annotation, biological process: regulation of mitotic cell cycle.
GAAGCGGGCUCGCCGACAUUCGAGAGGGAAACAAAGAAACGAGGAACAUUACGGUUCCGCUGGACACAAAACUGGAAUAAUUACGUUUAUCCUCAACCCUACAGCUUGACAGUCUUCAAAGGUUUCCGUCAUGUCGCACAAACAGAUCUACUACUCUGAUAAAUACGACGAUGAAAAAUACGAGUACAGACAUGUAAUGUUACCUAAAGAUAUUGCAAAGCGUGUACCCAAGACCCACUUGAUGUCUGAGACCGAGUGGAGGAACCUGGGGGUCCAACAGAGCCAAGGAUGGGUGCAUUACAUGAUCCACCAGCCAGAGCCUCACAUCUUGCUGUUCCGACGCCCUCUGACCUGCCAGAAGUCAUAAGGGAGAUAUUCUGCAGGUCCUUGAAGAUCAGCCUGACUUGCGCGCCACAGGUGGACUCAUCAAAUUAGGGAUCAUUCUGUCAGAUCAUGUCUUGAGUGGUAUGUGACUAGCGACUUGGGCUGAUCAUGUUGGACCUGGAGAAGGACUUUGCAUAUAUGAACAGUGGUUGUUGAAUGGAGUAUGUAUUGAAGGAAAAAAAAAAUCACAGCCCUUCUCUUAGGGAUAAGACUUUUUCAUGACACACUGUCUGCCAGAAACCUUCAAAUCAGCUCACACUGUCCAUUUUGACUUCACCUACAUGUUGAACCUGCUUGGAUAAUCCAGCUUUGUAGAACAACUGCUGUAAGAUGUGCGGAGUGAGACUUGUUCAAACAUAAAGUAAUUUAAAGGAGUGCAUUCUGGGUCAUACUCGGGUUAGAACACAGGUCGGAUGUAAUAGGUGGAUGCUACAUUUGCUUUUGUCUCUGGAACAUCAAACUGCGGUUUAAAGUGACAUGUUGCUGCUUGGUUUAAAUGACACUGAAAAUUGGCAUUUAACAUUUUUUUUUUGUCAUGUACAUGGAAGAUCGCAUCUAAAAAGGUAGCUUUGAUCCCCUUUCAGUAAGAGCGUUUGAAAUCAGCUUUGACUUAAAAAAUAAAUAAAUAAAUAAAUCUCUUAGAUGGGUCCAGUGAGCUGCUCAGUAUUUAUGAGUGUGUUGCCCUAACUGAAAUAAAUGUAAAAUUUUAAAUGGUAUUAAUGUGGAUCUCUGGUGUGGCAGUAAGUGUGCUUUACCACUGCUGUAUGAUUACACAUGGCCACUGAAAACUGGUGAAAGUAGAAAAGAAAAUUCUUUAUAGCUUUGAUGGCAGACACCAAAUCUAAAAAUUGCUCUUAUAUAAUAAACCCAGAUGGAAAAAAAAUGAGAUGAAACCAAUUAAUUUUGGUAUGAAUAUUUGAAGAAGGCACUUGUUGACAUCCACUGAGUACUGACCACUUGCCCUCACUCUUCUCAGCUUGUUUACCCUCCGGCCUGUUUUUUCCUCCAACCCCACACUGAGCUGCUUCUCUAACAUUUAGGCCAGAAGACACCGUGAAUACUUGUUUGUGAAUUUGUGCCUUUUUGUACGGUUUGUUAUUAAGUUCAUGUGAUGGAAUACAUUUUUAUGAUUAUGUGUGAAAACAAAGCUAUUCUACCUGAACUAUCAGAACUAUUAAAACAAAAUGAAAACAGAUA